Molecule: messenger RNA, 1705 nt
Organism: Onychostoma macrolepis
Lineage: Eukaryota; Metazoa; Chordata; Actinopteri; Cypriniformes; Cyprinidae
Product: sushi, nidogen and EGF-like domain-containing protein 1
Exons: 18
Coding region: 143-1360 (405 amino acids)
Biological process (GO): cell-matrix adhesion
Source: RefSeq, a predicted model, not a curated record
GAUGUUUCCCUGUAAACAGUGCCGGGACAUGCUUAUAAGCCGAAGAAACUUCCUGCUAACUCACAGCAGGUGCAAGAGCAGCUCAGAAGACGCUAUAUGAGAAGAAGGACUUCUACAUUGAGGAUUUAUCUCUGACUUCAUCAUGAGGCUGUUUCUGGUUUCAGAACAGCUGCUGGUGCUUUUAACAGUCCUGUCACUCACCAGAGCACAGACAACAUCUGCACCAACAACAGCAGAAACUACAACAACACCUGAACCAACAACAACAUUGGCAGAAACUACAACACCUGAACCAACAGCAACAUUGGCAGAAACCACUACAUUGGCAACCACAUCAGCAAUUACAACGAAUGUACCAACAACAACACCAUUGGCAGAAACCACAGCAGUCACACCAGAAACUACCACCAGAGUGGAAACCAGCACAACAGGCAUUACACCACCUGCACCCACAACACUGUCAGAAACCACUACAUCAACCACCAUAGUCUCAACCACCACUGCAACAACAACUCCAUGGACAGCACCGGAGAUAUUUUAUCCAUUUGGCGCAGCGGUAGGGGAUGCUAAUGUUCUUGAAACUGGUAGUGAAACCUCCAAAUUUGUUACCUUCUCCAAUCCAUUUACCUACUUCGGCCGCAAGUACAACAGCACAUACGUUAAUAAUAACGGACUUAUUACGUUCAACCAACCUUUACCAGAAGCUCAUCCUCCUUACCCUUUUCCCACAUAUGGAAAUGAAGAUUACAUUGCUCCGCUCUGGACUGACCUUGAUGACCUUGGUAUUGGUAGAUGCUGGUAUCAGCAGUACACCAAUGGAAGUGUCCUCACUCGGGCCACUCAGGAUAUAAACCAGUAUUUCCCUGGAAGGGGCUUCUCUGCUUCUUGGGUCUUUGUUGUAACGUGGGACUAUGUGCUAACAUGGGAUAUGAAUGUAUUUAACAAUCACUCAGGCCCGGCAAUCACAUUUCAAGCGGUUUUAAUUUCAGGUGAUGGUUUCUCUUUCAUUCUGAUGCAUUAUGGUGACUGUGCUGGGGAGCAAUAUGCAGCUCAGGCUGGAUACGACACUAUAGGUUCCACUGACUACUAUCAAAUUCACCAUAAUCCAAAUAAUGGCUCCUCCAUCCCAAUCCUCAAGACCACGACUAACGUAGACGUUCCGGGUCGUUGGGCCUUUCUUGUGAACAACGGAUCAGAAAUCGUCAUUGGAGUUCAAAUGAAACUUAGGUCAUUUUCAGACCUAACACAGAGUGGAAACAUUGAGCUUGUUUUGCAUCAAAUAAAACAAGAGCUGAUCAAUCAUGGAGUGUCAAGUAACUUUGAGCUGAAGUUAAGGAAAGUUAAAAAGACACAGUCGUAAUACAGGACAUGGAUGGGAAUUAAAACUCUGAUUGUCUUAUUGCCAUUGAAUGUAGAAACUGAUAAAGAGAUGAAUGUCACUCCACAGGAAGGGAUCAUGUAUAUUUCUCACCCUUCAAUGUCAAGUUUUUUAAACACGUCUAAUAACUGAAACACAAACAUGAUUCAGCACUAAUAAUGAAAUGAUGAAUGAAUGGAAAUGAAUUAUAUACCAUGUUUAUUUAGCUUGAAUAAUAAUCAUUGAUUUUCCUUUUUUUGUCCCGCCUCCUUAAGAGUUUCAGGGGUUUUAACUAAUCAAACUGAUCUGUAGUAUGUGAACAAUGAAAUUAAACCUGUUCUUCGUCUA